This is a messenger RNA of Aspergillus nomiae NRRL 13137, 2028 nucleotides long. RefSeq names its product Rad21/Rec8 N terminal domain protein. The transcript is spliced from 8 exons. Gene Ontology annotation, cellular component: cohesin complex; synaptonemal complex. Bases 1 to 2028 code for a protein of 675 amino acids. NCBI's taxonomy places the organism in Eukaryota, Fungi, Ascomycota, Eurotiomycetes, Eurotiales, Aspergillaceae. The record is from RefSeq and is a predicted model, not a curated record. Gene Ontology annotation, molecular function: protein binding; chromatin binding. Gene Ontology annotation, biological process: synaptonemal complex assembly; replication-born double-strand break repair via sister chromatid exchange; mitotic sister chromatid cohesion.
AUGUUUUACAGUCAUGAAAUGCUUACGUCGCCCGAUCAUGGGGUCGCCACGAUAUGGCUGAUUGCAACCCUGGGGUCAAAAUCAAUUAGCAAGAAGCUCAAUAGGAAGACUAUAUUGGAUGUCGACGUUCCGAGAGCCUGUCAUGUUAUCAUGGACCCGGAGGCGCCAAUGGCGCUGAGGCUCCAGGGCAAUCUGCUCUAUGGAGUCUCACGAGUAUACAGCCAACAGUGUGGUUAUGCUCUUACGGAUGUCCAGGCAAUGCACGAUAAAAUGCGAACACUGUUGAAAGUCCUACCCGGGGGUGGACUAGAUCCAACUGCUGGGAAGACUAGACCUGAUCAGCUUGUCUUACCUUACGACCCGUCCUUUUUGCCAGAGUGCGACCUCCCCGGGAUGGGAAUGGAUCUCUCUAAACUUAGUUUGCCUUUUGACCCUGCUACAAGUCAGCAUUCCGGCCUCUUAUGGCCGAAGACUCCAGACCUCAGCCAGUCUGAUCUUUCAAGGAGCCCUAGCCUACGCUUUAGUUUCUCAUACGAUGAUAUGAUAGGGAGAAAUGCUGGUGGGAGUGACUCCGACACCAAUGUACCUAGCUCUGCUCAAAGAAGCAUCAAUCUAGGCGGCCUCACAGCUACGACCUUCGCUGAAGAAGGUGGUAUCUUCUUCAGCCUGACUUCGAAUUUGACGAGGAUGGAAAUCUCAUUGAGCUUGGGGAGGCGCAUCGCCAAACUGCAAAAGCAAAUGCCAAUCGACGAAGAAAUAGAUACUACCGCCAAGCAUCAGGAUGAGAGGCCAAUCCAAGCCAGUCGAGCUACUAAAAGACGCCGCAGUGAUUCCGAGUCAACUGAUGAACUUAAAGUUAUUUCAGAUGAGGUUGCGGUGACUAUGCCCCAGAAACGACGAGCCCCUAGAUUACAAACAUUGGAUGACCGAACUGCCUUGAGAAACACAGACCUGGGCAAUCUGAACAGCGACUACGUGCAGAAUAUGGCUAUAGCCUUGAAGCAGAAACGACAGAACAAACUUCCAACACAAGCAAAAAAGAAUGCCGCCUCUGGGUUUUGGUCAAGGAAUUGGUUCAGAGAAGAGCUCUAUGGUGCUCUCGACCCAACUGCAAGACACAAGGGGCGAAAACGGAGCCAUCAUCAUGAUGACAGUGAAGCAGGCUCUGAUGUGCAGUCUGUCCGUGCCAGAGAAGAAUAUGAGGAACAAGUCGGUCGAGGCGAGGUGGUCGACAACCAUGGUAUUUGGAAAGAGGUUGAAAUUGGUCGCCAUGCCCCGUCCGUCUUUCGCGAUGACAACUCGUUCUCAUCUCAGAUGCCAUGGAAUAUCACAGCUUCUAUUCAGAGCUCUCAGCAUGGGUCAUCUGCUACAAGUGGCCUCCGUGGUGUAGCAAAUGUGAGCGAUCCUUCGGCUUCACGAGGCAGGGACCCCACUGCGUCUCACCUUGCUGGUCGCGGACAAUCACGCAACCGUCUAACUAGCGCGAGUCCCCUUGCCGGCAGAGGUAUCCCCUUCGACGCAGAGGCCUUCGACAGCUUGACGUUACCCGGAAAUGAUGACAUGGACGUCUUGAAUGACUUUGAUCUGAGCCAUUAUUUACAGACUGAGCUGUUCGGCGAUGACCAUGGAUACACUGGAGACGACGCCAACGCAAACACGUACAGUCGUCAGCCGACUCUUCAAGAUCGCCUAUCGCAGUCCAGCCUGGACCAAGAAAGCCUGAACUUCCUCGGGUUUCUAACAAGGAAGCUCGAGAUCAUGCCCGGGGAACAUGCUGAAGAACUAGAUGAAGAGGGUUUCAUCAACUCGCUGUCCGCCUUUCAUGGCAGCAAAGCAAUCUGUUUCUCAGCACUUCUGCCACCGGCUGAAACCUCUCCAUCCGUAGCCACACAGGGUUUGAUGCAUAUACUCACACUUGCAACUAAAGGUUUCUUAUCAGUCCACCAGGAGGACUAUAAAGACCGGAGCACUCGAUAUCGUAUCCGAUAUGAGUUUGGGGAGAUAUUUCUACAGCUAUCAGAUAUCUAG